Betta splendens (Siamese fighting fish) is the source of this 3445-nucleotide messenger RNA. RefSeq names its product cell surface glycoprotein MUC18-like. The record is from RefSeq and is a predicted model, not a curated record. The transcript has 15 exons. Lineage: Eukaryota; Metazoa; Chordata; Actinopteri; Anabantiformes; Osphronemidae. The coding region runs from base 86 to 1999 and encodes 637 amino acids.
ACACACACACACACACACGCACACACACACGCACACGCACACGCGCACACCCCUUCACGGACAGACACAGCACCGACCAGCAGCCAUGGCCGUCCGGAACACGGGCUCUCUGCUCCUUGGACUCGCGCUCCUCCUUCGCACCUGGGGAGUGUGGGCCAUAGAGAUCACCAUGGAGGACAAGGUGGAGGUGCACACUGGGGUUUCCGCUAACAUUAUCUGCACGUUCAUGCCGGAUUUAGGCAGCACCGACAUGGCCAUAAGUUGGUUCUAUUUUGACUUGAAAGGCUCAGGUGAGAAGAAGGAGCUCUACUAUCAGGACCCCACCGUCAGGGAGGUACGGCAGGGCACGCCGCUGACGGACCGCAUCAGCGUGAGUGGUCCUGGAGAACGAGGAGACGUGGUGCUGACUAUCCACAACGUGAGAGUACAGGAUGAACUGGAAUUCAUUUGCGUAGGCAAGCACCUACUUCUGGGUGAAGUGGCGGAGGGACGCACACAACUGAGGGUGUUUGAAACACCAGACAGACCCACCAUCGAAGGUGUCACCACAGGACUCUCAGUCAAUGACAUCAAUAAAGCCAAGAUCGGCGUGUGUGAGGUCAAGAACGGCUACCCCAGGCCCAACAUCACCUGGUACCGCAAUGAAAUGCCUCUUCGCAAUAGCGACGACGUGGAGGUGAUUCCCAGGGUCACUGUUGAGAUGCUGAGUGGUCUCAUCUCUGUUAGUAGCGAGCUGCAUAUGAAGGUAGCGAUGGAGGAUAAAGAUUCCAAGUUCUACUGCGAGGUCAACUACUUUGUUCCUGGGAUGGUGAGGAUGACGGAGACCGACAGGAUUAGCAUCAAUGUGUUAUACCCGUCCACAGUUUUAACCCUGUGGGUGGAGUCGCCAACAAGGAAAAUCAAGGAAGGGGACACGGUUCGGCUUCACUGCGCUGGCAACGGGAAUUCUCUAACCUUGUUUUCAAUUGGGCCUGUAAAUGGUUUUGAGACUGCGGUAGAGGAGCCCUACGUGUUGGUGCUGGAAAAGGUGACCCGUCGGGACGGCGGCCAGUACCAGUGCUCCUCUUUGGACAUAGAAACCUUCGACCAGAUCUCACAAAAGAUCACAGUGGAUGUCAACUAUCUCGAUCCUGCUGAAGUGAUGCCCGGCGACACUAUUGUCCUGGCUCAAGGUGAAGAGAUGAAAGCCACAUGCAACGCCCUCUCAUCUUUACCAACUAUAACAACCUGGUUUAAGGAUGGAGAGGAGGUCUUCCAGGGCCACACUUUGAUGGUGAAAGAGGUGACGCUGGACUCGGCUGGGACGUAUUUGUGCAAAGUGACUGUUCCUGAGAUCGAGGGGAUGGAAACCAGCACCACACUUCAUGCUUAUGUGAAGGGUCCUCCCAGGAUCACCACGGAGCAGGACACGGAGAUAGAGGAGAGCGCCGGGAACUCUGUGGAGCUGCGCUGCGCCGCCAGCGGAUUCCCCUCCAUCAGCAUCACCUGGAGCACGGCCGACGGACAGGUCAUUGGGGAAGCAACGAAAACGGAAAUGGAAACGGGCGGCGGCGCUGAGAGCGCGGUGAGGAUCCAGGUGGACUCUGACAUCACCGUGCUCUGCAACGCCUCCAACGAGUACGGCAGCGACGCGCUGACCUUCAGCAUCAAAGCCAGUAAACAUACCACCCCACCAGCGAAUACACUUACUACCACUAGUACUACCACGACUACUACAAUGUCCACAGAGAGUAUCGGUGGUGUGAUUGCCGUCCUUAUCGUCUACACCCUGCUGCUGGCCGUCCUCGGCAGCAUGUUCUACGUCCUCUGCACAACGGGCAAGAUCUGUGGCCACUCCGGCAAACAAGACCUCACUAAAGACCCGUCGACCAAAGAUGACAUCGUAGUGGAGAUGAAGAGCGACAACACGGAGGAAGCCGUUCUCCUGGGGGUCAACGGGGAGAAACUGCCUCCCGGGGACCAGGUAGACGUCCGGUCCCGUGGCGUCUCUCUCCACUGAGCCUUCCUUCAGAAACAUCCCCGUCACCUCUCUGCAGGACUGCGUCAUGACGUCACCUCUGACACAUUUAUUCAUUGAAAUGUCAAUGAAUAAAUGUAUGCGUUGGCCUGAACUUGAAGUCAUGUGCGAGAUGCGAGUCCAGAAGCGACGCCUUGUAAUGCUCCUCAUAUAAAUGUUCUUCACUGUUGACGCUGAUGACUACUGAGGAGGAGGCGGUGACUCAACAUAUGCAAAAUCAAGUCUGGAGACAAUCAACGACCAGAAUCUCUGUGCAGCUUCAGACUCCUCCUGACUUUCUUCUCUUUCGGUUUUAAGUGCUUUAAUGCGUUUUUAAAUUAGUGACAUUCAAACCAAUUUACCAACAAAGUUAUUGUUUGUAGUUUUUAAAAAUUAUAUCAAAUAGAGUUUGACUGUUCAAUGAUUAAAAAAAGAACGUAUUCAUUUUAAUUGUGUUUUUUAAAUUGAUUCAAAAUCAUAAAUAUAUUAAUUUUAUUUUUAAAACAUUGGAUUUAGGCAAAUUAACAUUUAGCACCAUUUUCCUCUUUUCUUUCUCAGUAUCAUUUUUGCAAUGUUUUUAAACUUGGACAUCACACUUGAUUGGUGCCAAUGUUUAAAGUCAGGCAUUAGCAACUUUAAUUUCAACGUCGUAAAAAUCCUAUGCUCAGCUACUUUCAGCAAUUCUGCAGGAACUGUUUCCCUAGAAACAGCUGCACUGUGUUAUUUGAUACUAAUUACAAGGCGAACAGAGACUGUGCUGCUUACAGUUCAAAUAGAUUUUAAUAAUGGCUUGUUUCCCCAAUGCUGACAUUCAGUCAACACGUCAGGUCAUCUUCAACAAUAGAAAUGUCAGGUUUGUCUACAAACAAGCUUGAAACCAUACAGAGAUCAGAUGGGGCAGCGACCGAAAAGCCUUCAAAUAUUUACUUGGACAAAAAUGCUGUGUUUUGCUAUAACAUGUGGCAGUCUUCUAGGAAAUGCAAUAAUGAAUUACAGCUCUUGCUCCUGCAGAAGUUACUGAACAUGUGUCUUCAGAAGUAUAUCACAGGUUUAUUAGGUUACCUAGGAGUUGAUUUGAUAGACGAGCCGUCCAAUUAGAUUUGGGCUUUUUAAAGCAAUUACCAAAUCCAUUACUGAAGACGUACACUGAAACAAAAGUAAAGUGCUGAACCAAGUUCAUAACAAGCUCCUAUCUGUGUAUAAUGUGUAUAAAUUAUUCUGUAUUAUGCAUUCUGCUUCCAGUAAGCUGUGUCUUUAUCCACUGCUCGUCCCUGCAGACCUUGUUUGUUACUCAUCAAAGCAGAAAAUACUCAAAGUCUCCUUGAUGCGCAUGUAUCCUAUUAGAUGAACCAGUGAAUAAGUAGGAGCAACAAAGCCAACAGUUGAUUUACUUGAGCUGCAUCACUGAGUGCAUGAAUGCCUGAAUGAAUAAAAUGUCCAUCAAGAUGA